AUGGUCGGCGCAAUGUUCGAGCACGGCCUCGGGCGCCCCAUGGACAUGGCCGCCGCCAUCCGGUGGUACCAACAAUCUGCCUCCCGCAACCACACCGACUCCCUCAGUGCCAUGGGCCGCAUCCACGAAACAGGCAAAGGCGUCCCGCAGGACCCCCGCACCGCCUACGAGCUCUACCUCCUCGCCGCCGAGGCCGGCCACGUCGAUGCAAUGUGCUGCGUCGCUUCCCUUCUCCAGCGCGUGCCUCAAUCCUUAACCAACUACGACGCUGACGGAUCACCCGCGGAGGCCGCCGUCGCGUGGUACCGUCUCGCCGCGCAACACGGCUCACCCCGCGGGCAAAACGCGCUCGGCAGCUGCUAUUAUCGGGGCUUGGGAGGCGUCGAGAGGGAUUAUGGCAACGCGGUGGUGUGGUUUCGGCGGGCGGCGGAGAGCGGGGAUCCGGCUGCGCAUAAUAAUUUGGGGAUAUGUUAUGAGGAGGGGGUGGGGGUUGCGAGGGAUGUGGUGAUGGCGAAGACGUUGUAUAAGUUGGCAGCGGCGGGGGGCCAUGCGGGGGCGACGAAUAAUUUGGGGUAUUUGGCGUUGGUUGAGAAAAACUUCAUGGAAGCAAUCCACCAGUUUCAUCUCGCAAUCACAUUGGGCAGGUGA
This is a messenger RNA of Fimicolochytrium jonesii, 648 nucleotides long. RefSeq lists its product as uncharacterized. Lineage: Eukaryota; Fungi; Chytridiomycota; Chytridiomycetes; Spizellomycetales; Powellomycetaceae. The record is from RefSeq and is a predicted model, not a curated record. Gene Ontology annotation, molecular function: protein binding. The transcript is spliced from 2 exons. Bases 1 to 648 code for a protein of 215 amino acids.